Molecule: messenger RNA, 1651 nt
Organism: Achroia grisella
Lineage: Eukaryota; Metazoa; Arthropoda; Insecta; Lepidoptera; Pyralidae
Gene: elgi
Product: E3 ubiquitin-protein ligase NRDP1
Exons: 7
Coding region: 196-1146 (316 amino acids)
Biological process (GO): positive regulation of JNK cascade; protein K63-linked ubiquitination; tumor necrosis factor-mediated signaling pathway
Cellular component (GO): plasma membrane signaling receptor complex
Molecular function (GO): ubiquitin protein ligase activity
Source: RefSeq, a predicted model, not a curated record
AUUAGCUGUACUCUGUGUGGAUCUGUUUGCAAAAGGGAAUAAAAUACACAAACCAAUUUGCUUUUGUCUUUACAGUUAAUUUUUAUUCUUGCCAAAUUUGCCUAUUUAAAUUGUUUUUCUCAGAUUCAUUAUCAAAAUUUUACACAGGAGUAACUGCAGACUGAUGUUAUUUUAUCAUUUGCCUAUUGAAAAACCAUGGGCUUUGAAAUAAAAAGGUUUCAAGGUGACGUUGACGAAGAACUUAUUUGCCCUAUUUGUUCAGGAGUUCUUGAAGAUCCAUUACAGGCUCCGGCUUGUGAACAUGCUUUCUGUAGAGCCUGUAUAACUGAAUGGAUAAGUAGACAGCCUACUUGCCCCGUAGAUCGACAGGCCGUAACAGCGAGCCAACUAAGGCCUGUUCCGAGGAUACUUCGUAACCUGCUAUCCAGACUAUGUACAAGUUGUGAUAAUGCUUCACAUGGCUGCAAUGCUGUGUUGAAGUUGGACUCUCUACCCUCCCAUUUAGUAGAAUGCGAGUAUAAUCCAAAAAGGCCAAUGCCUUGUGAGGCGGGUUGUGGUCUUGUCAUACCUAAAGAUGAACUUGGAGAUCACAACUGUGUCCGUGAACUUCGAGCUUUAAUAGCAACACAACAAGGGAAACUUACAGAGUACCAACAAGAAUUAGCUGAACAGAGGCUUGUCAUCAAUGAGCAUAAACGAGAAUUGGCAUUAUUAAAAGAAUUCAUGCGAGCGAUGCGCUUAUCAAACCCAACUAUGCGAGCGCUGGCCGACCAAAUGGAACGCGAGGAGGUGGUACGCUGGGCGAACUCACUGACGCGGGCGAGGGUCACGCGAUGGGGCGGAAUGAUAUCCACCCCCGACGACGUCCUACAGGUGAUGAUGAUCAAACGGAGUUUAUCAGAAUCGGGCUGCCCACCACAUAUAAUAGAUGAUCUCAUGGAGAACUGCCACGAACGCAGGUGGCCACCUGGACUGUCAUCACUCGAGACUAGGCAAAAUAAUAGAAGGUUAUAUGAAAAGUAUGUAUGCAAGAGAGUGCCAGGCAAACAAGCUGUUCUCGUACUACAAUGUGACAACACUCAUGUAGAUGAACACAUGAUGGUGGAGCCUGGACUAGUGAUGAUCUUCGCACAUGGCAUUGAAUAGCACAUUGUCACAACGACACACGAUGAGAAAACGUCGUGCUAGUUGUACCUUCUCUACAAAAUUAGUAAUUAAUGAAUUAAGACGGUCGAGCGUGAUAUAAGUGUGACAGGUUUCUAUGAACAAUGUAUUCUCCAAUCUUAGAGACCAAUGAAUUUGUACAAUUGUUUAUGAUUGUUUGAUACAAGUGUUGAAAAAAGUAUUUUUAAGUAAGAGACAGAAUUGUUUAUAGUAUUAUUUUACAUUAAAAUUGGAGUGCUAAACAUUCCGCGACUAUUUUAAAAACUGUAGUAUUAAAAGUAGAUAUUAAAUGCCAGUAAAAUGUUUUUAUUAAUAAAAUAUUUUACUUUUUUAUCAUCAGUGAUUGAGUGCUGUGUUAUGUUAGAAUAUUUUUGUAUAUUUACUGCCUUAUCAGACUGUUCUAAAAUUUAUUCCUCUGCAAAAUUGGGACAUGAUUAUUUGGUUUUACAUGUUUUGUUUGUAUUAUAUUACAGAAUUUUUAUUUAUU